AUGACAAAUUUACUUCCGCUUUCUUCUGAUAGGUCAGAUUGUUCAAACAUUACCAUAUAUAGAAAACUAAAAUUAAGAUCCUUUGAUCUCUUAAAGUUACUGUAUUUCCACUAAUGAUUUACUAACCAAUUUUCAACAGUUGUACACAAGUUGCAAAUUCUGCAUGAGGAGCCAAUUUGAUUAUCCAUUGUCACAAUACAUUUUGCACUACACUGGACACACUUUCCAAAAAUAUCCAGAAUCGCUUCUUCGAAAACGAUAAAUUUCACCUGCUCCAGCGGAGGUUUCCAAUGUAUUAGAAUUGUCUGCUUUUCUGAAUCAAUGUCCUCUUUGCUGCUUUCGUCACUUAAAGUGCCCCUGACACAAAAAUUGAUUUUUUGUCUAUUGAAAGUACACAUUAUGUGGAGUGUUUUGGCGAAAGAAUUUUUUGAUUUCAUUAAAAAGCAAAAAUUUUAGAGCGGUUUUAACACAAAAAUUUUUGGCACGUGGACGUCGGCUACAGGAGUCUGGGGAUAGCAUUUAUUGUGACAUCACGCAAGUUACUCGCGCUACACACAAACAAGAAGGAUUUUUAUCAUUUUUACUGUAUCUUAGUAUAUUAUAAAUCAUGUCUAGAACAGAAUCCGACUCGGAUAGUAGUUAUCAGUCCGAUGAUUCUGAUGUAAAUUUCAUACCCGGAUAUGUUGUGUUGGAAGAUGCCGAACAAUUUCUGAACAGUUCGAAGCGUUAUUCCAAGCUUGAAGACGACGACAACGAAAGUGUGCCCGGUUUGGCAUAUUCCGAAGAGCCUUUAGCUGAUGAGGAAUGGAUAAAAAGCUACCAAACGGCAGAGAACGAACGCAUAGAAUUUGAAGAGAAAUUGUGUAAAAGGUUUGACGGCUCCGUGGAAAUUAGCGAAUGGUAA
Molecule: messenger RNA, 904 nt
Organism: Paramuricea clavata
Lineage: Eukaryota; Metazoa; Cnidaria; Anthozoa; Malacalcyonacea; Plexauridae
Source: the annotation of a GenBank genome assembly